Sclerotinia sclerotiorum 1980 UF-70 is the source of this 903-nucleotide messenger RNA. RefSeq lists its product with no specific name. The transcript has 5 exons. NCBI's taxonomy places the organism in Eukaryota, Fungi, Ascomycota, Leotiomycetes, Helotiales, Sclerotiniaceae. The coding region runs from base 1 to 903 and encodes 300 amino acids. The record is from RefSeq and is a predicted model, not a curated record.
AUGUGCGUGGCAAUGCGUUUUUGGGUUCGGAAAACAAGAAAGGUCAAACUUGGAGGUGACGAUUGGACAAUUCUUUUAGGAUUGAUUUUUGGAUACCAUACGAAGCAGGACCCCGGGACUGGAGAGAUCAUUAUUACUUGGAAAGAACCUCUCCAAGUGGAAUUUACCACCAUUAUAUUGCUCGUACAUACCGUCACCCUGGGCCUCAUAAAAUUCAGCGUAGUUCUUUUGUACCGGCGGAUUUUUGCAGCCAAUAGGGCAUUUAAUAUCUGGUCUACGAUAUUGUGUGUGGUAAUAGUCUUAUGGACCAUUGCUUUCUUCUUCGCCGCUCUCUUUCAAUGUGGUACACAUUUUUCGGCUUUCUGGUCCAGCGACGCAGCUAUAGCUCAAUAUUGCGACAUGGAACCAUGGGCAACAACGACUUUCUGUAUCACAGAUGUUUUGACCGACUUCUUGAUUCUUGCAACUCCGGUGCCCAUCGUCUGGAAUUUACAAAUGUCGCUCAGUGCAAGACUUGCAUUAUGUUUAGUCUUCGCCCUUGGUAUCUUGUCUACAAUUUCUGGGACAAUUCGAGCUGUUCUUACAGGCAUAUUUGAACUUGGUACCGAAGAAGGUUUCCGAGAUCUCCUUGCGGCAAACACUAUCAUUGUAGUCUGGUGCAUUGUAGAAUCAAGUUCUGCAAUCAUCGGAGCAUGCCUUCCUACAGCUCGUCCAUUAUUUCAAGGCAAAAGCGCCGAAAGUAUUCUGCGUUCUGUCCAAUCUAUCUUUUCAUUGCGGUCAAACUCCCAAAACUCUUCGACGAAUAGAUCGGUAAGGAACCAGGGACAUAAUCUGGACGAUGAAAUCGCGCUCAGAGCUACAAGUAAAACCUCACAAAACUCUGUGGCAAUCUCAGCCGUUUAA